Molecule: messenger RNA, 1353 nt
Organism: Parasteatoda tepidariorum (common house spider)
Lineage: Eukaryota; Metazoa; Arthropoda; Arachnida; Araneae; Theridiidae
Product: monoglyceride lipase
Source: RefSeq, a predicted model, not a curated record
AUGGUGUUUCGUCCUCUUCACAUCUCCCCGGCUGCGAUAAAUCGACUAUCCUUUAUCUGAAAAAGUGACUUCCAUCCAAUCAAAGAGGAAGAAAUGCUCGCAGGGUGGAGACCUUCGAAGUUACUCUUUUAUAAAUCUCUUUCAUUCACCGGCGUGCGAAUUAUCGGUUUGGUAACCAGUGUGACUAGACCGGUUAUUGCCAGGAAGGUAUCUUAUUGUUGUUGUUUACUAACGCGGGGUAACAAGCAUGCCUACCGAAGAAAAAUUAUCACAAACCUUCGAUAUUGAACACUACAAUGGAACUUUCUUGAACAAUAAAAACCUAAGCAUACAUUGUUAUUAUUGGAAACCAAGUGUUGAACCCAGAGCGCUACUUUUAAUAAGCCAUGGCUAUGCAGAACAUACUGGACCUUACGAACAGUUAGCCAAGGAAGUGUGUAGCAAGGGAUUCUUUGUUUUUUCACAUGAUCAUGCUGGUCAUGGUCACAGUGAGGGAAACAGAGCUUUCGUAACGGACAUACAUCAUCUAGUUGACGAUACUGUUGCACACAUUCAAAUAAUAAGGCAAGACUAUCCAGACCUUCCACUAUUUGUUUGUGGUCAUUCAAUGGGAGGUGCUAUCGCCGUUCUAACAUCCUUAGAAAAAAAAGUGAAGCUUAGUGGAAUAGUUUUGAUUGCUCCUGCUUUGGCAAAAAAUCCAGAAACAGCAACAUUUUUAAGGGUAACAACAGCGAAGAUAAUAAACAAGUUCUUUCCACAUUUUCCUCUUAUUCGUUGUGAUUAUGCCUUGAUCUCUCAAAAUAAAAAGAAUGUAGAAGUAAUGCAAAAUGACCCAAUGAGAUUUAAAAGUUAUUGGCAAGUUCGUCCUAUUUUGGCUCUCAUUGAAGGGGCAGAAGAAAUAACUAAAAGGACAGAAGAAGUACAAGUACCAUUCCUUCUUUUUCAUGGUGAUGAUGAUAAAAUCUGCCAUGUUAAUGGCUCGGCCAAUUUUCAUGAGAAAGCUCAAUCGAAGGACAAAACAUUUAAAGUGUAUCCUGGUGGUUAUCACAGUUUGCUUAUGGACCUAGACGAAAUUGCUGAAGAUUGUUUUGAACAAACUGUCAAAUGGCUUGAAGCUAGAGUCUGAAGUAUAGUCAUUACAAAAUUUUUUUUGAAGAGAAAUCAGCAUUUCAACAAAUGCUGUUUCUAAAGAAUUCACUGAGGGAAUUCAUCUGAUGCAUCAAUAAAAACGAACAUUUAAUUGUUGAUUUCGCAUCAUGUUUUAAAAACUUUAUAACGCACACACUAAUUUCUAUUGAUUGUCUGUAGUAUUUGCAACAGUAAUCUCAAUAAAUGAGUCACUUGUUUGGGAAA